Saccharomyces cerevisiae S288C is the source of this 2343-nucleotide messenger RNA. RefSeq names its product AAA family ATPase AFG2 (gene AFG2). The record is from RefSeq and is marked reviewed. The transcript has a single exon. Bases 1 to 2343 code for a protein of 780 amino acids. Gene Ontology annotation, molecular function: ATP hydrolysis activity; ATP binding. Gene Ontology annotation, cellular component: cytoplasm. Lineage: Eukaryota; Fungi; Ascomycota; Saccharomycetes; Saccharomycetales; Saccharomycetaceae.
AUGGCUCCUAAAUCUAGUUCUUCCGGUUCCAAAAAGAAAUCAUCGGCAAGUUCUAAUAGUGCUGAUGCAAAAGCAUCCAAAUUUAAAUUGCCUGCUGAAUUUAUUACCAGACCACAUCCUUCUAAAGAUCAUGGCAAGGAAACAUGCACAGCAUAUAUUCAUCCUAACGUAUUAUCCUCGCUUGAGAUAAAUCCGGGAUCAUUUUGUACUGUCGGUAAGAUAGGCGAAAAUGGUAUUUUAGUAAUAGCUAGAGCGGGUGAUGAAGAAGUACAUCCUGUUAAUGUUAUCACCCUUUCCACAACUAUACGAUCUGUUGGGAACCUUAUCCUUGGUGAUCGUCUAGAAUUAAAGAAAGCCCAGGUGCAACCACCUUAUGCCACUAAGGUUACCGUGGGGUCCUUACAAGGAUAUAAUAUUUUGGAAUGUAUGGAGGAAAAAGUAAUUCAAAAGCUACUGGAUGAUAGUGGCGUUAUAAUGCCUGGAAUGAUUUUUCAAAACUUAAAAACAAAAGCAGGUGAUGAAAGCAUUGAUGUCGUAAUUACAGAUGCGAGCGAUGAUUCGCUUCCCGACGUCAGCCAACUAGAUCUUAACAUGGACGAUAUGUACGGUGGAUUAGAUAACCUGUUUUAUCUAUCUCCACCUUUUAUAUUCAGAAAAGGCUCCACACAUAUAACUUUUUCGAAAGAAACCCAGGCAAAUCGUAAAUACAAUCUUCCGGAGCCCUUAUCCUAUGCAGCAGUGGGCGGCUUAGACAAGGAGAUUGAAUCACUGAAAAGUGCUAUUGAAAUACCUCUUCAUCAACCGACGCUAUUUAGUAGCUUUGGUGUUUCUCCCCCUCGAGGUAUACUUCUUCACGGACCCCCAGGUACUGGUAAAACUAUGCUUUUGAGAGUUGUAGCAAAUACGUCCAACGCACACGUCCUAACCAUUAAUGGCCCCUCAAUCGUCUCCAAAUAUCUUGGUGAAACGGAAGCGGCAUUAAGAGAUAUUUUUAAUGAAGCAAGGAAGUACCAGCCUUCCAUUAUUUUCAUUGACGAAAUUGAUUCAAUAGCACCAAAUAGAGCAAACGAUGACUCCGGUGAAGUUGAGAGCAGAGUCGUGGCUACAUUGCUUACCCUAAUGGAUGGCAUGGGCGCUGCAGGUAAAGUGGUGGUAAUUGCUGCUACAAACAGGCCUAAUUCUGUCGACCCUGCUCUCAGGAGACCUGGCAGGUUUGACCAAGAAGUAGAAAUUGGUAUACCAGACGUUGAUGCCAGAUUUGACAUUUUAACUAAGCAAUUCUCAAGAAUGUCCUCGGAUCGUCACGUAUUAGAUUCUGAAGCGAUCAAGUACAUUGCUUCUAAAACGCAUGGCUAUGUUGGUGCUGAUUUAACUGCUCUCUGCAGAGAAUCAGUUAUGAAGACGAUACAACGAGGACUAGGAACAGACGCCAAUAUUGACAAGUUUUCCCUAAAAGUUACAUUGAAAGAUGUGGAGAGCGCCAUGGUUGAUAUCAGACCCAGCGCAAUGAGAGAAAUCUUCUUAGAAAUGCCAAAAGUUUAUUGGUCUGACAUUGGCGGCCAAGAAGAGCUUAAAACAAAGAUGAAAGAAAUGAUACAGUUGCCUUUGGAGGCUUCGGAGACUUUUGCCAGGCUGGGAAUUUCUGCACCAAAAGGUGUAUUACUUUACGGGCCGCCAGGUUGCUCCAAGACAUUAACCGCAAAAGCUCUCGCUACAGAAUCGGGUAUCAACUUCUUAGCUGUGAAAGGGCCUGAAAUUUUUAACAAGUAUGUAGGGGAAUCCGAAAGAGCUAUAAGAGAAAUUUUCCGCAAAGCACGCUCUGCAGCUCCAAGUAUUAUCUUCUUUGAUGAAAUCGAUGCAUUAUCUCCUGAUAGAGACGGGAGUUCCACCUCUGCAGCUAAUCACGUGCUCACAUCUUUACUCAAUGAGAUUGAUGGUGUUGAAGAGUUAAAGGGUGUAGUUAUUGUAGCGGCGACGAAUAGACCUGAUGAAAUAGAUGCUGCUCUUCUAAGGCCUGGUAGGUUAGAUAGACACAUUUACGUUGGCCCUCCAGACGUAAACGCCCGCUUGGAAAUCUUAAAGAAGUGCACAAAGAAAUUUAAUACAGAAGAGUCUGGAGUCGAUCUUCAUGAAUUGGCAGACCGUACAGAAGGUUAUUCCGGAGCUGAAGUUGUGCUGCUUUGUCAAGAAGCGGGCUUGGCUGCCAUAAUGGAAGAUUUAGAUGUCGCAAAAGUGGAAUUACGUCAUUUUGAGAAAGCUUUUAAAGGAAUUGCUAGGGGCAUUACUCCAGAAAUGCUCUCUUAUUAUGAAGAGUUUGCUCUAAGAAGCGGUUCAUCUUCGUAA